Molecule: messenger RNA, 919 nt
Organism: Fimicolochytrium jonesii
Lineage: Eukaryota; Fungi; Chytridiomycota; Chytridiomycetes; Spizellomycetales; Powellomycetaceae
Exons: 1
Coding region: 116-733 (205 amino acids)
Source: RefSeq, a predicted model, not a curated record
AUCACCGACCUGGACCUGGCGGCCAUGAACGCUUGUGGAGGGGAGUAUUGGCGGAUAUGUUGAGCGGUUGAAGCGGGGAGGCUUGGCAGCAUGGGCGGCUUGUGCAGCUGGACCGAUGGUUCAGGGCCCCCACCCGAUGCAGAAGCCACCACGCGCAUAUGCCCCUGAUGUCGUCCGAUUACACUCAAGCCGAUCGGGGGUACCCCUACCGCACCUUGGCACGCUCACAUGCCUGGAAAGCCUCCCAAAAAACAUGCCUAUGGAGAGAUGCGACGAACACUGGGCGUCAAAGAUCAGUGACCAUCUGCGGACUUUGAGGGACAUUGAUGGCCCCGCACAUAACGACGUGGUCUCGGACCAGCUUCUGAAUGCCACAUUCGACAAGAAGAAGCCCGACCUGAUCGAGAAGACGCGGAAAUCGGUUUCGAACAUGUACAAGGAUGGAAUCCUUACGGCUGAACAGGCUAAGGCAACCCUCCCGGGGCACGCUGAGCUGGCAGAGGGUAUACAGAUCGAUAUCCCAUCGCACUUCACGAAGUUGUUAGCGCAAUCAACGAGGCCCUUCAUAUACCGAAAUCAGAACCCAAUCAUUUCUCCUGUCCCGAUUUCUGUGCCGCAGACUUCGUUACACCUGCCGAGACAGAGAGCGAAGUCUCUGCAACUAGAUCGAGGCGGAAACGGCUCCCACGGUCCAGCAAUGACGCCGUCGCCACUACCAUCACGUCACCAGUGAACUCCGCGCGUUCGUUCCGGCCAGAGGGUCGGAGGAGGGUUUGCAGCGAAUGCGAGAUGGGUCAAUGUCAAAAGGUUCGCCCGUUCGAGUGCGGCCUGCAGGAGGACCCGCGCUCAGUUGACAUAGUGUCGGAAAGAGGCUCCCUGGUUAGGGGCUGCUAUGACCAGCACCAUGAACGACUUGAAA